Acaulospora colombiana is the source of this 1812-nucleotide messenger RNA. The record is from the annotation of a GenBank genome assembly. Lineage: Eukaryota; Fungi; Glomeromycota; Glomeromycetes; Diversisporales; Acaulosporaceae.
AUGAACUUCAUAAAUGUUGAGGUUAACGAGGAAGGACUUACCGUAACCUACUCUGACGGUAACCCCAAGAAUUAUCCCGAUGUUACAACAGUGCUCGACACCAGCGGCACCAAAUCACAUUACAGACUAGUUGGCGAAAAUGAGAGUAAAUUUGAACUAUAUAUAUCGAAACUUAGCGACUAUCUCGGUAAAGCUCUGGUAAAAAGUGGUAUAAUCGUACCAAAAGCUGUUUUAACUGGCCUUCCAAAGGGCUACAAACUAUUUGAGAAUAUCAAAGAGUAUCCAAAAAUGGCAAACAAACCUGCAAGGAAGGAUACGUAUCUUUUCGGUAAUGGUUCUAAAUAUCGGUCACCCGCAGAAUUUGAAGAUCAUCUUUUGUGGCUUGCUUCCGAUAAAGAGAUUCCUUGCUCAUGCAAAUAUUGUUAUAAAGAUGGUCAGAAGGUUAUUUCAUACCCCUCCGGGACUUUGAGGUCUCUAAAGUCACCUAAAUCAGAAGCUUUCACGUCUUCGACCAAAAAAUGGUCGUUUGCACAAAAAGGGAAAUCCAAGGCUUCCAUUAAUGUUAAAGAUGAUGGCUUUUUACCAAAAAUAGAUAAUAAAUCGCGACGUGAAGAUAUUGUGUGGGCAAGCAUUCAGCAUGUAUUAAGUUCUACUCAACGUGAUUCAAUACUCAAUGAGAAUGGGGGCGAGCAGAUAAAGUAUUGGCCGGCGAUUGUUCGCGAGCGCUCAAGAGUGAUGCAUGAUCUUAGUAACUCCACUAGCAUUGAUUCACAAGAUGCCACGGUAUUCUACACUUUGCAGCUACUAAUGUUGGCUGGAACAAAGAGAGUGCAGCAGAACGCUAUUAUUCCAUGGCUAGCUCAUAAUACCAAGGAUUUGGUUCAGUCGACCGAGAAUUCAUUACUAUCACACAUUGAAAGUAAUGCACAUCUGUUAAAGAGUUCGGCACGUGGUGAAUUCGUGGACAAAUGGUUUAAAGCCAUCGAACAGGCGAAUGAAAUAUCUUUGACAUAUACACCCAUAUUAGAAUAUAAAUACUGUUUGCCGAAUGGUUAUCUUAAAUAUAUCGAGCUUGCGAAUGAAAGACGAUUAUUGCAACAAAUGGAAUCCUAUCCUCAUUACAGAGCUAUAUUUUUAGGCACGGAACUCUUGAAAGAAGAUGAUUAUGUUCGUUUGAGUCGACCUUCGCGGGAUUCAUCCGAAAGACUACCGGUCUUUAAAAUCAAUACUAUUUUCAUGAAUUCUCAAAAUAAAAUACAAAUGAGUGGGGAUAUGUUCCCGAGGGGUCCGUCAAGAGGUGACUCGGAUUCAUUUAUGCUGAAAAAAUUGAACAAGGACAAGUUUGAGUAUACGAUCGAUUUGUCUGAGGUCUCUGGGCGUUAUUACCAACUGUAUCCAUCCAUCAACCAAAGUAUGUCUUGCACCAUCCCUGUAUCCUUUACCAACAGGAUGUCCAUCAUCAGCGAGACAACAAAAUUAAAUAACGCUGAUGCGAGUAACCAAACACCGAGAAAACAAAUGGCCAAAAGAUCGAAACCACUACCACCUUUGCCUGGAAAAAAGGUCAAGGUCGAUGAUACGCCGGUGACAAAUAAUGAAUUGGUUUUGCAAAACAAUGCAUUGACUCCCAUUAAUGUUAUAAAAAAUGUAUCCCAAGAUACAAGUAGCUCUGACAUGGUCAGGCUCUCUACCGACAUAAAAGCCACGCCCGACCUCAUAAUAGUUUCGCCCACUCUUCCUUUUUUGGAUGAGAAAGAUGGAGAAAUGUCUGAAAUCGAAUGCACCCCGGUGCAAGGCGGUAGUGUCGUGUAG